Gymnodraco acuticeps is the source of this 3118-nucleotide messenger RNA. RefSeq names its product TBC1 domain family, member 7 (gene tbc1d7). Gene Ontology annotation, biological process: negative regulation of TOR signaling; activation of GTPase activity. Gene Ontology annotation, molecular function: GTPase activator activity. The transcript is spliced from 8 exons. Lineage: Eukaryota; Metazoa; Chordata; Actinopteri; Perciformes; Bathydraconidae. Bases 500 to 1372 code for a protein of 290 amino acids. The record is from RefSeq and is a predicted model, not a curated record.
GAAUGCCCCAUAUAUAACUGUAAAGAUACGUUUUUUAAUGUAGAUAUGUCCCGAGAAAGGGUCGCAUAAUUUACUCUGUGUUCCACAUGGUAAGGGCAGAGGGCUAACUCUGGUUUGCGAAACUCUCGCGGGAUCCUUAAAGGCCAUCAGUCGUAGGGAAAGUGAGCGUGAGUCUCGCAUUUUAUUUCGACAGUGCCAACCGGAAGUGUCCUGAUAAUAACAACUCUGGUUAGCAUGUUGCUAGCAGUCCUAAAUGUGACUUGUGGAAAUGAAGCAUUUGUCUGCAGUGCCUCGACAACGUGCACCUACAUGUCGUAUACAGUAUAAAAUAUGUAUAUUGUCGAUAAUGUUACAGAUACAAACGCGUCGUACUUGUAUCUGUAGCUAGCGUUAAUGUUAGCUCGUUACCUGAAGCUAUGAAGUUAGCUUACUAGCGUAAAGCUAACCUUUAUAGUCGUCUGAACACACCUGUGCAAGGUGUCAUUUACCAGGUAACAGAAUGGCUGAUGACCCUCAGAGAAAUUUCCGCUCCGCAUAUUAUGAGAAAGUGGGCUUCAGAGGAGUGGAGGAGAAGAAAUCUCUGGAAAUACUGCUCAAGGACAAUCCCCUCGAUCUAGAAAAGCUGAGCACCUUCAGUCAGAGGUUCCCCCUCCCCUCUAUGUACAGGAUUCAUGUGUGGAAGGUGUUGCUAGGCAUCUUACCCCCCCACAAUGACUCUCACUCUCUGGUGGGAGGCUACAGGAAGGAGCAGUACCAGGACAUCCUGGAGGCUCUGGAGGUGAUGAGAUACAUCAACCCUUCCACUCCCUCCACCCACGUCUACCUGCGCAUGUCCCAGCUGGAGACCCUGGUGCUCCCACGGUGCUCCGAGACCUCCGCCCCGGAUGAAGAGAAUGAGGACUUCCUCUCCAUUAGUCGAGCCAUGGAGGAGAUCGUAGACGAUCCUAUCGACUGUUACUGGCUCAUCAAGUGUUUCAUCCAUCAGUUCAACACGAAGUUUGGAGACUCUGUACCCCACCUUCCGAAGAGCCUGGAGCACUAUCUGAGUCAGGAGGAGCCUCGGCUGCUGACCCACCUGAAGACCAGCGGGACCCUCGCCCAGCUGCCCUACGGCCUCUGGUUCAGACGCUGCUUCGCCGGCUGCCUGCCCGAGUCCAGCCUGCAGAGGGUGUGGGACAAGGUGAUCAGCGGCUCGUGUAAGAUCCUGGUGUUCGUGGCCCUGGAGAUUCUGCUCAGCUAUAAGAUCAUGCUGAUGGGAAUCAGCCGGCCUGAAGGCGCGGUGAGGUUCCUGUGCAAUAUACCGCAGGAGAACACGGACGCCAUCGUAACUAAAGCCAUCGACUUGUGGCACAAAUACUGCUUACAAUCAUAAUAAUAUAUAUAUUCUUUCUUUUUGUUUUCUCACUCAUAACAAAGUAUAACAAUAAAUGAAUAAUUCUCAAAUAGUCUGUCAUGUUCAACAGGGGCAAGAAGAAGCUUAAAAAAACUCUUCUGGUCCUACCCCCUCUAGCAUACAUUUAGCUUAUACAUAAGUUAAUUUGUUUUUUUACAAAACAAUCGGAAAGAAAUUACUUUUACAAGAAAUAACAAAUGGGAUUGUACAGGUCCUGUUCAUAACCAUUCAUGAUUUGGCUCCCAAAUAAUACUUUCAGUUUAGAUAGACUUGUACAAUAUUUCAGUGCAUCAUUAGUUAUUCCACAGACUAACACCUUUUGAUGAGAUGCUAUGCAGUUUGCCAUUUGUUCGUACGGGUGGUUUUUUGAAAAUGCAUUUUCCUCUCAACAUGCUUUCUCUCCGUGUGAAAAGAUAAGGUGCUGUCCCAGGACAGAGCACAAACUCUUAACUCCACUGAGACUACGGAUUUGUCUCCGCAUGACUGGACAGAAAACUCAUCAUGGGCUGCUUUUAAUAAGCCCCAGGACUUGGGAGCCAAUCCAAUACAUCCCAGCUCUCCCCAAAGAAUGAUCGACUGGACACUGAAAACAGCUGCUAUACAGAGGAUGCACAAAAUCUGUUUAGAAAAAAGGCAAGGAUUCAUAAACUUAUUUUCUUUAAUAAGUUUCUUUCUUUAAGAAACAGCUUACAUCAUAGAAGACAAUAAAUUAAUACCCACAUGCAGUUGUUCUGCUUUACAAAAAAACAUUUGAAAAGUCUUGUUUACUUUCUUUGCUAUUUACAAGUCUUAGAAUUCUGAGAACAGUUUUAAACGUACAAGAGACCGUAAUAUGACCGAUGCUCGUACUGACACACUCACUCACAGAUCAAGUCCUCCCGAUAAUAAUUAUCUAAUGUGGACCUAAACCAUAAAAAGUAAGCUGGCAGGUUUUCAUUUUCUGUGCCACCAAAGAUUUGACUGACAAUACAAAAAGAAAGUCUGUUUUUUUGAAGUUCUGCAACUUUUUACUGUGUCGACGGUCUGUAUCAACGAAACAAGUUAAUUUGGCAACGUUCAAAUCCCUGUAAACAAUACGGUAGGCACAGUGAGUUACUGAACUCUCAACAGCAGUCAUUCUGGGAUGCAUUCAAGAUCGCAACUUCAACAGAAAGUCAAGUUGCUUUGGCUUGAAGUGGGGAUCAAAAGUGUGAACACGUUUUGAGCUCUUGAAUGCAGACCAUUAACACAAAAAACGAUCAGGCUGUGAAGUUAUUGCUCAGUUAAUGUGUUUUAAGGUAUUACAUUUUUUUCUCUUACUGUCUUGAAAAGAGAAUUAUGUUAUAUUUUAUGUCAUUUUGGCUUAAGAUGCUGCUGCCUACAGAUAUGAAUUCCUCUGGCAAAAUGUGAAACGAUCACUAACAUGUUAAUUGUUAGACGCUUUUAUCCAAAGCGACUUACAUACUCUAACAGUGGGCAAUCCCCACAGGAGCAAUUUGGAGUGAAGUGUCUUGCAGAGACACAACGACAUGCUGACUGCAGUGGGACUCGAACUUGUUACCCCCUGAUUCGAAGUCCAGCACUCUAACCACUGAGCCACAGCCGCCCCAUUGAGAUGUCUUCUGUGGAAUAAUACCGUGCCAACACAAACCCAAAGGAUAUAAAGUCCAUUUAAGGAGUGACAUUAUGGUGAAAGGCAAGAAAACAAUCCAUGUGUAAAAAAUAAAAAUAAAGUCCUUUCUUCAA